Molecule: messenger RNA, 3289 nt
Organism: Zingiber officinale
Lineage: Eukaryota; Viridiplantae; Streptophyta; Magnoliopsida; Zingiberales; Zingiberaceae
Product: leishmanolysin-like peptidase
Exons: 17
Coding region: 375-2924 (849 amino acids)
Biological process (GO): cell adhesion; proteolysis
Cellular component (GO): cytoplasm; membrane
Molecular function (GO): metalloendopeptidase activity
Source: RefSeq, a predicted model, not a curated record
AUUAAAAGUUGUUUUGUUCUGGUAAGAAAAAGAUUGGAACAUCGGCGAACCCUUCUCUCUCCCCCUCUCCGACUCUCAAUCCUCUUCGCAGCUAUAGACUUGUCGCCUCUUCCUGCGUCCGGCUCCAGUCUCCGUCGUCUCCCCUACGAUUCGCCUCUCCGGGUGGUGGUCGGAUCCGCCAGUGUUGGCCACUGGAUCAGAUUUCUCUUGCCGCAGCUGGUGUCUGGCCUUCACAAGGAGGCGGCGAGAGCAGAAAGCUCGCCUUCCGGCCAGAGUGGGCUGACAGAGCGACCUUAUCUUGGUGGCGCAGUGGUCAUUCCCCAGGGGGAGUGGGAAUGAAACCCACGAUUGAAACUUUAUUUUGAGGUCGGUAGAUGGAGGUGAAGACGUCACCUCCUCGCAAGACGUCGUCUCGAAUAGCAUUUCCCUUGGCGGUUCUUAUUUCGGUACUCUCUCUCGAGAUAAUUUUACUUCUGGUGAGUUUUGGAGGAACUGGUGCAGAAUCUCAAGAUAAGUAUUCAUUUAUUCGGCAAAAUUUGGAAGCUGGGGAGGGAGAUGUUUAUCUCACUCACUCAUGCAUCCAUGAUGAGAUACUCCACCAGAGGCGGCGCCCUGGCAGAAAAGAGUACUCGGUCACUCCACAAGUAUACUACGAACAUAGUUCCUCUGGAUCACAACAAGGUGGUAGAAGAGCUUUGCUUCAGGUGUCUACUACACCUCCACUUCAAAAGGAUUCGAAGAAGCCUAUCCGGAUAUAUCUAAAUUAUGAUGCUGUUGGCCAUUCUCAUGAUAGGGAUUGUCUAAACAUUGGAGAUCUUGUGAAGCUUGGUGAACCUUCUGCAACAUCAAUUCCAAGAACUCCCGUGUGCACUCCCAACGGAGACAGGCCAGUGUUUGCAGAUUGUUGGUAUAACUGUACACUGGAAGAUAUUCCAGGGGAAGAUAAGAAGCAACGUCUUAGGAAGGCACUAGGCCAAACUGCAGAGUGGUUCAGAAGUGCUCUAGCAGUUGAACCUGUUAAGGGGAACUUGCGAUUAAGUGGAUAUUCUGCAUGUGGUCAGGAUGGUGGUGUGCAACUCCCCCAUGAAUAUGUUGAAGAUGGUGUUGCUGACACGGACCUAGUCCUCUUGGUAACAACUAGACCCACAACUGGCAAUACUCUUGCAUGGGCAGUGGCAUGUGAGCGAGAUCAAUGGGGUCGUGCUAUUGCUGGUCAUGUGAAUGUUGCUCCUCGCCAUUUAACAGCUGAAGCUGAGACGUUGCUUUCUGCCACAUUGAUACAUGAGGUCAUGCAUGUUUUAGGUUUCGAUCCUCAUGCCUUUGCACACUUCCAUGAUGAGAGAAAGAGAAGGCGUAGCCAGGUCACUGUGCAAGUUAUGGAUGAGAAGCUUGGCCGUAUGGUCACACGUGUUGUCCUACCCCGAGUUGUUAUGCAUGCAAGAUACCAUUAUGGGGCAUUUUCUGAGAAUUUUACUGGCUUAGAGUUGGAAGAUGGAGGUGGCCGUGGUACAUCAGGUUCUCACUGGGAGAAAAGACUUUUAAUGAAUGAAAUUAUGACAGGAUCUGUGGAUACAAGAUCUGUGGUUUCAGAAAUGACCUUAGCUUUAUUAGAGGAUAGUGGCUGGUACCAGGCUAAUUAUAGCAUGGCUGAGCACCUUGAUUGGGGUAGGAGUCAAGGAACUAUGUUUGUUACAUUUCCUUGCAAUCAUUGGAAGGGGGCAUAUCGUUGCAACACUACUCAGUUGUCAGGCUGUACAUACAACAGGGAGGCUGAAGGAUAUUGUCCUAUCGUAAGCUAUAAUGGGGAUUUGCCUAAAUGGGCUCAAUAUUUCCCACAAGCUAAUAAAGGUGGACAAUCCUCAUUGGCAGACUAUUGCACAUAUUUUGUUGCCUAUUCUGAUGGUUCUUGCACAGACACUAGUAGUGCACGUGCACCGGAUAGAAUGUUAGGUGAGGUUCGAGGAAGUAACUCAAGGUGCAUGGCUUCAUCAUUGGUACGAAAGGGCUUUGUUAGGGGAUCUAUGACCCAGGGAAACGGCUGUUACCAACAUAGGUGUGUGAAUCGUACACUAGAGGUUGCUGUGGAUGGUAUUUGGAAGGCUUGCCCUGAAGCUGGCGGUCCUGUUCAGUUCCAAGGAUUCAGCGGUGAGCUAAUUUGUCCAUCGUAUCACGAGUUGUGCAGCAGUGUGUCUGUGUCAGUAAACGGCCAGUGUCCUGACCGCUGUAGUUUUAAUGGUGAUUGCGUUAAUGGGCAGUGUCACUGCUUUCUUGGUUUUUAUGGUUCCAAUUGCAGUGAAAGAUCAUGUCCAGCAAACUGUAGUGGACACGGUACUUGCCAUCCAAAUGGAUUCUGUGACUGUGAAAAUGGUUGGACUGGCAUCGAUUGUUCUACUGCCAUAUGCGAUGAGCACUGCAGUCUGCAUGGAGGAGUAUGCGACAAUGGCGUGUGUGAGUUUCGCUGCUCUGAUUAUGCUGGCUACACUUGCCAGAAUAGCUCAUCAUUGCUGCCUAGCCUUUCUCUAUGUGGAGAUGUUCUAGUUCGGGAUGUAUUUGGACAACAUUGUGCACCGAGUGAGCCAAGCAUAUUGCAGCAGCUUGAAGCAGCUGUGGUAGUUCCAAAUUACAACCGCUUGAUGCCUGGCGGCCGCUCACUCUUUAGCAUCUUCGACAACAGCUACUGUUCCACGGCAGCCAAACGGCUUGCUUGCUGGAUUUCAAUCCAACGUUGCGAUAAGGACGGAGACAACAGACUUCGGGUGUGCUACUCAGCAUGCCAAUCUUACAAUGGGGCCUGCGGAGCGGCACUUGACUGCUCAGAUCAGACUCUAUUCAGCAGCGAGGAAGACGAGGGCCAGUGCACUGGCUUUGGCGAGACAGUACCCUGGUGGAUUCGGCGCUUUGGGAAUCUCUACGCUCAGAGAUGAAUGAAACUGUAAAGGUCUAGCGUUCCGUGUUUGUCGUUUCUUUCUUUCUUUCUUUCUUUUGUAGUUUCCAUUUUAUGAUCCAUCGUUGCCCAUAUUUUGUUUGGCGAGGGUUAAUCAAUUAGGACUGCCAUUUCACCCAAACAAAAUGGACCUAAUUAAGGUUCCAGGGUGUUGAUGAUAGUUAACUUUGUCGGUUUAAAACAAAACUUACUAGGAGGGCUUGUUCUAAGAAUUAAGCCCUAAUCCCAUUGGAGAUGUUUAAUGAUCGAGUUAACAUGAGAGGGGAAGGUGGGAGAAAAACUCAUAAUUGUAUUUAUUGUGCCCCUGUUUCUAAUUUAUGAUCCAUUGGAAAUGAUUUGCUCGUU